AUAUCCGAAGUUUUAUUUCAGGUCACGGUAUUAUGGUCGUUGCUUCAUAAUUCAACAAUUAAUUGAAGUAUCCCUGAUGGCGAGUAGCAAUAAACUAUACAUCUCACAAAGAGGCGGAAGUUGCAAAAAUCUUGGCAAGUGCAAAUAACAAUGACAGAUUGUCUAUGGAGCAGGAUCUGAUCUUGGUAAUCGGAAUUAAUCGAGGACCGUCCCCACGUAAACGACACUACAAGUUUGUAUGUAUACACCAAUCAAUGAGCCAUAGCAAGUGAAAACAGAAAUUUGAAGCAGUAGCUUAUGCAAAUUACCAGCUGACUAGAGAGGAUGUCACAGCAAUUAUCUGUAUGUAGGAAAGGCGAUGAAAAACACAUCUAAUAAAGACAAGUCAAUUAAGGCGAAUGACAAUGGAAGGACAAAAUGUAUCAACAGUGCUAAGUCCAAAGAAUCAUUCAGAAUCAUCUUCUAACUACCCAGAGUUACACAGGGACAUUUUCUUUUGGCAGGUGCCUCAGUUGAUAUUGGUGACGUCACUUUUCCUGUUUAUCGUCGUCGGGAAUGGAUGUGUGCUGUUGGCGCUGCUUUAUUCUGAAAAUGGCCGGAAAACGCGGAUGAAUUUCUUCAUAAUGCAUUUAGCGAUUUCUGAUCUUCUUGUUGGAAUGAUUUUGGUCAGUCAAGACAUUAAAGAAAAGGCGAUGAUAGACUUUGAGGGUGGAUCAUUUCUGUGUAAAUUUCUACAAUACAUCAAGAUUGUGAUAUUGUACGCUUCUACAUACGUCCUGGUUUCUCUAAGCAUUGACAGACUUGAUGCCGUAGCGAGGCCAAUGAGGUUCUCCAGAAGGGAGUUUCGAGCCCGAGUUCUCAUUUCUGUGGCAUGGGUGCUUGCAUUUUUGUUCUCACUACCGACAUUGGUUUUGUUUGAUGUCACAGAACGGAAUGUUACAUACAAAGGGAAAAACGUCACUUUGUGUGAACCUACAUUUCAUCAUGAAUAUCAGUCAAAGGUUUAUGUUACUCUCAUUGCCUUUGCUGCAUUUAUUAUUCCCGCCAUAAUCAUCACCUUCUGCUAUUGCGUCAUUAUUAUCGUCAUCUGCCGGAGCGACACCGAGGUUCAAGGAGAUCGCUGUAGCUGGACGUUCCAGCGCCAGGAGAGUUUACUUAGUAACGUCACAACGGGGUCUUGUCGCAGUAACCCUUCUUGUGGGAGAAAUCAUAUAAUAGAAAGAGCCAAGAUCAGAACAGUCAAAAUGACGUUCUUCAUUGUCUUAGCCUUUAUUUUAUGCUGGAGUCCCUAUUUCGGAUUUAUGCUCUUUCAUGUAUAUGAAAUGGGUAGUCCAGACACAGAUACGUUAAAGGCUUUAACAGCAUUCGUUCACAGUCUUGCUCCACUCAACUCAGCAGUGAAUCCGAUAAUUUAUGGAGUUUUUAGCACUAGAAUAUGUCAAAAUUUAAGACGUGUUCCAUGUUUAAGACAUUUUGUGUGUUGUGGACAACGUCCUAGACGCUUUGGAAGUAGAAUGUCAAACACAUCAUUAGUAGAGGGAUAUUUUCUUAAUGACAUCUCUUCGCUGAGACGCCGACAAUUGUCGGGUUCAAAGUGGAAUUCCGAUUUCGAUCACCGGAAAUUCUCCAAGAGAGCUAGUAAGCCGUUACUUCGUAGAGAAUCUUCAUCCCUCAUGUGUGGACAACAAAAACCAGAAAGUCCCACUUCUGACGGAAUAGAAAGCACGUCGCCGUUUAGAAUAAGGAAAACCGAUAAAGAAUUAAAUAGGAAAACCGUAAGGAGUGUUCCACUUAUACAACGUGGACUAUCUGAAGAGGACAGUGAAAUCCUUCGGUCUUAUACAUCAGCUAAAGCAGAGGCAGGCAUCCAGUGAUGAAGGAGAAGAUUAGAACAGGCUUUUUUCAAAUUUGU
Saccostrea cuccullata (small rock oyster) is the source of this 1912-nucleotide messenger RNA. RefSeq names its product neuropeptide S receptor-like. NCBI's taxonomy places the organism in Eukaryota, Metazoa, Mollusca, Bivalvia, Ostreida, Ostreidae. Gene Ontology annotation, biological process: G protein-coupled receptor signaling pathway. The transcript is spliced from 9 exons. The record is from RefSeq and is a predicted model, not a curated record. The coding region runs from base 399 to 1874 and encodes 491 amino acids. Gene Ontology annotation, molecular function: vasopressin receptor activity; neuropeptide receptor activity. Gene Ontology annotation, cellular component: membrane.